CGCAUCUCUUUGUUGGUCCAGCGGCAGCUGCGCUCAUGUUGUUGUAGCUACUCUCUCUCUCUCUGGAAAUAUUUUUCUCUUUCGAAAUAUUUCGUCUCUUGUUUUCGUCGCGGCCUGUACACAUCCUAGUAUCUAGCGUUUGGUAUCAUACCUUGUCACAAUAUCAAGUUAAACCGAGUAAUGGACUCAGACGAAGGGUACAAUUAUGAAUUCGACGAGGAGGAAGAGGAAUGCAGCGAAGACAGCGCCGAGGAGGAUCCCGAAGACGACACCCUGGAAGUGGAGUUGGAUGAUCCUGUUGUGGCCGGUGGAGAACGAGAUGAAUGUGGGGAGACCGGAGGCAGUGGCCUAGGGCCCGGUCAAGACGAAGAGGAUUAUCGGUUCGAGGUUUUGACUGCUGAACAGAUCCUUCAGCAUAUGGUCGAGUGUAUCAGGGAGGUCAAUGAUGUCAUCCAGAACCCUGCAACGAUAACAAGAAUACUUCUUAGUCACUUCAAUUGGGACAAAGAGAAACUGAUGGAAAGAUAUUUUGACGGGAACCUUGACAAAUUGUUCUCGGAAUGCCAUGUCAUCAACCCCAGUAAGAAGUCGAGGACACGGCUGAUGAACACGAGGUCCUCUGCUCAGGAUCUUCCCUGUCAGAUCUGCUACCUGAACUACCCAAACUCGUACUUCACUGGCCUGGAGUGUGGACACAAGUUCUGCAUGCAGUGUUGGGGUGACUACUUGACUACCAAAAUCAUUGAGGAGGGGAUGGGACAGACGAUUUCCUGCCCUGCUCACAGCUGUGAUAUAUUGGUGGACGACAACACAGUCAUGAGACUGAUUACAGAGUCCAAGGUGAAGUUGAAGUACCAACACUUGAUUACCAAUAGUUUUGUAGAGUGCAAUCGACUGUUAAAAUGGUGCCCAGCGCCAGACUGUCAUCACGUAGUCAAAGUCCAGUACCCAGAUGCUAAGCCUGUGAGAUGCACAUGUGGCCGGCAGUUCUGCUUCAAUUGUGGCGAGAACUGGCAUGACCCCGUCAAGUGUAAGUGGUUGAGGAAAUGGAUCAAGAAGUGUGACGAUGACAGCGAGACGUCUAACUGGAUCGCAGCCAAUACAAGGGAGUGCCCCAAAUGCCACGUGACCAUUGAGAAGGACGGCGGCUGCAACCACAUGGUGUGUCGGAACCAGAGCUGCAAGGCAGAGUUCUGCUGGGUCUGCCUGGGGCCCUGGGAACCACACGGCUCUGCCUGGUACAACUGCAACCGCUACAAUGAGGAUGAUGCCAAGGCAGCGAGGGACGCCCAAGAGAGCCAGGCGUUGUCCCUCCUCCUCCUCCAGCGGUCCAGGGCAGCCCUGCAGAGGUACCUGUUCUACUGCAACCGUUACAUGAACCACAUGCAGUCGCUGCGCUUCGAGCACAAGCUGUACGCCGGGGUCAAGGCCAAGAUGGAGGAGAUGCAGCAUCACAACAUGUCCUGGAUCGAGGUGCAGUUCCUGAAGAAGGCCGUGGACGUGCUGUGUCAGUGUCGCUCCACACUCAUGUUCACCUACGUCUUCGCCUUCUACCUCAAGAAGAACAACCAGUCCAUCAUCUUUGAGAACAAUCAGGCUGACUUGGAGAACGCUACGGAGGUUCUGUCUGGAUAUCUGGAGCGGGACAUCUCCCAGGACUCUCUGCAGGACAUCAAACAGAAAGUACAGGACAAGUACAGAUACUGUGAGAGUCGACGUCGGGUGCUGCUGCAACAUGUGCAUGAGGGCUAUGAGAAGGACCUCUGGGAAUACAUAGAAGAUUAAGACUCUAAAAGAGAAACCUCUACAGACUAGAGCGCUGAUGCAAUGCCACGGGGGCAGGUUGUUGCUGAUCUUCCCAAUAUUGCAUUUUUUUUUCUCCUCCUCUUGGGUUUUGUUUAAUGGAAAAAGUUUAAAAUAAAUUAUAUCAAAAUAAUAAAAAAAAUAAUUUAAAAAAGUAGAAUAUUUCAAACAUUAAUCGUACAACAGUAUUGUUUGUAGCAGAUUGGAUUGUGAGGACAAAAAAAAAGAACUCCCCCCGGCUUCUCUCGAUUGGUCACUAUAGUAACAUCAUCCCCCCCCCCCCCCCCCCCCCCCACUGUUCAGUUUCCCAGCAAUGUAUUUUAUCUGUUUACUUUUUAAAGUACCCUUGUGUGGGACGUGGGUUUGUGUUCAACACAGUCCAACUGUUCAAGCCAUGUUCAUUAAAUGUGGUUAGAUCACAUGUAGGGUUUUUUGAAUGUUGAUUUGCUGAUUGUAAAGGUGCUGAACCAUGUGGGUUGGCAGGGGGAAAAAAAGACCAUAGGGAGUGCAGGAAAAAGGAAACAUGUUUUUCAGUUUGUAAAUAACGCAUAUGCAUGGAACAGCAAGUGUGGACGUUUUCUUUCAUUUGUCUUUUCUUUUGAAAAAUAUUUAUUCUUUUUUUUUUUUUCAAAUAUUGAAUAUAGUCGCUGUGUAGAAGACAAGUUCGCUCCUGCUUUAAAAGAACAUGUGUUCUUUGUGAGGGUUUGGAAGCUGUUGAACGUGCGAUGAAACUCUGACCAGGUUGUAGUAGCUUUUUGAAAGCAAUUCUGACAAAAACUAAAUCCACCUAAAAGCAUAGCAUUAGGUGAGAGAAUGAGACUAAAGAACAAACCAUCUUCAUUUUUAACAGCAAGCCAGACUGUAGUUCAGGUAAUACAUUGAUUUAUUCAUAGUUGGAAUUGACCUUGCAACCUUCAGAGGUUAUCAGCUAAUUGCACCUGAGGGGGUUUUGAGAAAUGAACAGAGAAGGACUUGGAAAGGACUCCACUGUGUCCUAAGUGGCUCCAUAUUCUCUAUAUAGUACACUAUGGGCCCUGGUCAAUAGUAAUGCAUUAUAUAGGGAAUAGAGUGCCGUUUGGGAUGAAGGUAAUGUCCUGUUUGUUCUAACCCCUCCUUCCCUCUUGUUUUUGUUCUUCCAUCACCACCCCUCCUGUUUCUCCUUAGAAGUUGUAAUUUCCAGAUAACACACUACCAACUGUUUCAUGAGAGCCAAAUUGAGUGACAUUCACUCAUUUAAAAAAUAAUAAACAAAUGUAUUUCUUUUUUCAGACUUGAGCUUUUCCUCAUGGUUUUUUGUUUGCACCUUGGUAACCUGGGAGGCGGUAGGGCACCGUGGUAACCUGGGAGGCGGUAGGGCACCGUGGUAACCUGGGAGGCGGUAGGGCACCGUGGUAACCUGGGAGGCGGUAGGGCACCGUGGUAACCUGGCAGGCGGUAGGGCACCUUGGUAACCUGGCAGGCGGUAGGGCACCUUGGUAACCUGGCAGGCGGUAGGGCACCUUGGUAACCUGGCAGGCGGUAGGGCACCUUGGUAACCUGGCAGGCGGUAGGGCACCUUGGUAACCUGGCAGGCGGUAGGGCACCGUGGUAACCUGGGAGGCGGUAGGGCACCUUGGUAACCUGGGAGACGGUAGGGCACCUUGGUAACCUGGCAGGCGGUAGGGCACCUUGGUAACCUGGCAGGCGGUAGGGCACCUUGGUAACCUGGCAGGCGGUAGGGCACCUUGGUAACCUGGGAGGCGGUAGGGCACCUUGGUAACCUGGCAGGCGGUAGGGCACCUUGGUAACCUGGGAGGCGGUAGGGCACCGUGGUAACCUGGGAGGCGGUAGGGCACCUUGGUAACCUGGGAGGCGGUAUGUAAUUCCAUUAAAGGGCUGUUUUAAACUUGAGUCAGUCAGCAUGACUACAUGACCUAGUCCUAGUCCCCUAAAGAAGUAGGAGCUGUGACAGACCUGGCUGACAAGACGUACCCCAUAACCCCCCCCACUCCUUUCUUUAUCUGUUGUGUAAAGGAGUAUUGUUUUCGAUAGCACCAUCCAGUUGAGCUAUACAAACUGCUUCGUGGGCUUUAAGGAACGAGUCUUGUCCGACAACUGCAUUUAAAAAAUAUAUAUAUAAGGACUGAGCAUAAAGCAGCGCUGAUGUUUUUGAGAUGUCUGUUGUUGUAAAGCUUUGGCAUCUAGGCUAGACUAUGAGAGUGGCGUUUACACUGGUUGCUAGUCUGAAAUGCCACCCUAUUCCCUAUAUAGUGCACUACUUUUGCCCACAGACCAAUGGGGAGUGGAGCACCUAUAUGAGAUAGGUUGUCAUUUGGAAAGCAGCCUGGGUUGUACCAACAUGGUAACAUGAUGCCAUUUUACCUUCAUAACACUUUCCAGUUUUAUAGGAGCUUACGAGGUCCAAAACGAGCCAAACCCGAGCCCAGAGAAGUGGCUGGACUAGUCGCAGUGCUGUCCUCAGUCCACUGUUGGUUGGAAUACAUUUCUCAAUGCACUGUAGCCCUCGAGAAAGACGAGACUCUGGCAUUUGACAUUGAUGUGGCUGACAAGACGGAAACAAAGAUUUCUCUUUCACCAAAGUGUGAAUCUUCUGAAAAUACUAUUUUUUAAUCUCUUUGUUUCUGAUACUUUCUGUGAAAAGGGAAGUUCAGACACACAGUUGCUUUCAUGUAUUAUAACCAUUCUUACAAACAAAAUGUCCUAUUUAAAUAAAUGUCAUUCAAAAGGAA
Oncorhynchus nerka (sockeye salmon) is the source of this 4532-nucleotide messenger RNA. Its product is annotated as E3 ubiquitin-protein ligase arih1. The record is from RefSeq and is a predicted model, not a curated record. Gene Ontology annotation, cellular component: ubiquitin ligase complex; nucleus; cytoplasm. The coding region runs from base 181 to 1785 and encodes 534 amino acids. Gene Ontology annotation, biological process: ubiquitin-dependent protein catabolic process; positive regulation of proteasomal ubiquitin-dependent protein catabolic process; protein polyubiquitination. Gene Ontology annotation, molecular function: zinc ion binding; ubiquitin protein ligase activity; ubiquitin conjugating enzyme binding. The transcript is spliced from 14 exons. Lineage: Eukaryota; Metazoa; Chordata; Actinopteri; Salmoniformes; Salmonidae.